Molecule: messenger RNA, 417 nt
Organism: Myotis davidii
Lineage: Eukaryota; Metazoa; Chordata; Mammalia; Chiroptera; Vespertilionidae
Product: keratin-associated protein 2-4-like
Exons: 1
Coding region: 1-417 (138 amino acids)
Source: RefSeq, a predicted model, not a curated record
AUGACCGGCUCCUGCUGUGGCUCCACCUGCUCCAGCUGUGGGGGAGGCUGCUGCCAGCCCUGCUGCUGCCAGCCCUGCUGCUGCCAGCCCUGCUGCUGCCGAGACCCCUGCUGCUGCCGCCCCUGCUGCUGCCAGACCACCGUGUGCCGCCCCGUGACCUGUGUGACCCGCUGCACACGCCCCAUCUGCGAGCCCUGCCGCCGCCCCAUCUGCUGUGACCCCUGUGGCCUGCAGGAGGGCUGCUGCCGUCCCAUCGCCUGCUGCCCCACAUCCUGCACAGCCAUUGUCUGCCGCCCCUGCUGCUGGGCCUCCACCUGCUGCCAGCCCAUCUGUGUGCAGGCGCCCUGCUGCCGGCCCCCCUGCUGCCAGCCUGCCCCCUGCCGCACCACCUGCAGGACCUGCCCCUCCUGCUGCUGA